Molecule: messenger RNA, 2589 nt
Organism: Wasmannia auropunctata (little fire ant)
Lineage: Eukaryota; Metazoa; Arthropoda; Insecta; Hymenoptera; Formicidae
Exons: 5
Source: RefSeq, a predicted model, not a curated record
AUAAUGAAUAAAAAUUAUUUGGAAUCAAAUUCAAUAUCUACUUUUUACAGUAACUCAUUAAAAUUAAUUAAAUACAAUGAGAAAAGAACAUAUACAUAGAUAAUGAGAAAAGAAUGUAUACAUAUAUGCACAGAGAAUAUACUUAGUUCUGAAGAUCAUCGUGGGAAGAAAGAGAGAAAGUAAAAUGUUAUACUUCUUUAAAAUCUAAGUUCUUAUUCUUUACAGAAACUUAAUUAUUAUUUAGCACUGUAAUGAGUGAAGAAUUGUGUUUAGUAAUAUACAGGGUGUCCAAUAAAUCGUCCGCAAUACUUUGAAAGAUAAUUCGGGACCCAAACAGAAAGAAGAAAGAUUUAUCACGUGGAGGUCGUGGAGGCAUAGUUCACUUGGCAUCCUUCUUUUAUUUUUUUGAAUUUUUCGAUAUUUAUAAAUACAAUUACAUUAUUUUUAGAAUCAAUAUAUGUUCAUAAACAUGAACAUAUAUUUAAAUCGAAUUAAAUAAGAUGUUCAAAAUGAACAUCUUCAGCACGAAUGCAGGUCCUUAUAUUCUUCUAUCAAAGGAAUUCCCAAUUCUUUGAAAAACAUUUAAAUCCUUCCGAACUAUUACAGUUAAUACUUGAUUAACCAAACUUUAAAUAUGUAUAUGUAUAUCAUUCAUUCUAAAAAUAAUGUGAUUGUAUUUACAAAUAUCGAGAAAUUGAAAAAAAAAAUCAAAAUUAAAAUUAUAUCAUAAGAGAAAUGGUACAAAUGUGAUUGAAGAAGAAAGUCUACAAUAAAGAUAUAAUUAAAUUUUUCACAAUGAGGUGAGCAGAAUGAAAACCGAAGACGAGAAAAAUAGGUAUAAAACAUUGUUAUUUUUAAUAGUAAUCCUAUUGGUUCUUAAUUAAUAUGGAUUGAAUACAUAAAGAAAUAAAGUGCAUUAUACGUAAUAUAAUAUUUAUUGUAAAAAUGUAAUAUCGUCAAAAGUCACGCGCAAUGUUGUUGCGAUUACAAGUUCCUUAACAAAAGUUGAUUCUUUUGUUGAGAUUUAUCAUCCCCUAAAGUUUGUCCCAGAAGUUCUGAGUUAAUCAGAAACAUCCUGACUAUUUGAAAUAUAUAACUUUGCAAAAAAAUAUUGAAUAUUAAUGAUUCAAUUCUUGCUUAAUUAUUCAAAUAAAUUUCAAGAUAUUUAUAUAUUAAUUUCAUGAUUGUAAGUUAUUCUAACAUAGCGAUUCAACAACGGAAGAUAUGCAAUUUUUUUAGAAGAUUGGUACAUUUUUUUCGGUGGAAGAAAGAUUUCUAGUUACUACUGGAAGUUACUAUUCUUCGCUCAAGAUUUUACAAUCUAUUAUAUCACUUUUAUCUAUAAAGCUAGAUAGUAUAUGACAAAUUACAAGUUAUAUAAUAAAAUUUUAAAGAAGCUAUACAUUAAAUUAUUUCAUAAGAAUUAUAUUUUCAAAGUUUCUGUUUUUUGAUCAAAUAACUGCAAUCAAAUAGUAGAUAUUACACUAAAAUAGAUAAAUAUAAAUUUUUAAGAAGAGUAAAUAUAGGUGCACAAAAUGUGCAUAUAUUAAAAUAUAAAUUUUAAUUUUAUGUAUGUGAUAUAUAUACACAUACACAUACACAUAUAUAUCGUAAAUAUUAGAACAUGUUUGAAAAUGAUCGAAGUUACAACAUUUCAUAUAAUAAUUCAUUAAUUCUGCCAAUGUAAUUUUCAUUUCUAAAUUAAAUAACGUGAAUUUAUACGUAAUCAUAGAAUAAUUUAUAAUAUUAAUAAAUAAAAAAGAUUUUAUUCUUUUCAAUGUUUAAUGACUAUAAACUGUAUUCAUUGCAGGUGUUACAUUGUGCAACUUUUUUAUCAUACUACUCAUUUAAGUUUUUCUAUAUCUUUUUUUAAUUAGCAUAUGUAAUAAAAUAUUGAAUUGCUUUGUUACAAGCCUCGAAUACUAAGCUUAUUUUCUUUAAAAUUACAAAGUAAUUUUUAUUAAUAUUUUUAUUACUUGCAAAAACGUAGCAAUAUAGCAAUUGUUGUUAUUAUUAUUAUGACAAUAAUUAAUAAUAAAAGAUAGAAUUUUAUAAAAUAAAAAAUAAUUUAAACGAAGAUUAAGAAAAGAAAUCUAAUUUAGAGAGUCGAGAAAUACCUCUCAUUUACCUCUCAAUUUCUUUUUAACUCAUACAUAUAUGUUGUAUAUAUAUUGGAAUUAUAUCAUUAAACAAUGUAAUAAUGAACUAUAUAGGAGAAGGCUGUAAACCAAUAUUCGACAGAGAAGAAUUAAAGAAAACUAUAAGCAAAAUUAACGAAGUGGAAGAACGACGUACAGUUGUAGCUAUAGAUAAAGAACAAUCAGCCCCAUCAAUCAAGUCGCGUACUUUGAAGAGACGGUCGUUAUCCUUGAGUCCUGUCAGGAAUCGUGUUUAUAAUUCCGGAUAUCCACCUUCCUAUCAAUCCAGUCAUCGCAUGGAUUUGAAGCAUCGAGAUAAGACAGAAAAAUGUGAUGGAAGAAGCAGUUUAGACGAACGCAGAGAGUAUAAAGAGAAAUAUAUAGAAAGAGAUGCAAAUAAGCAUGAUAUUAAUCGAUCGCAUUCUAGAGAACCGCGCAACUCACAUUCCAG